Messenger RNA from Carassius auratus (goldfish), 3174 nucleotides. RefSeq names its product tribbles homolog 1-like. The record is from RefSeq and is a predicted model, not a curated record. Gene Ontology annotation, biological process: protein phosphorylation; positive regulation of proteasomal ubiquitin-dependent protein catabolic process; regulation of MAP kinase activity. Gene Ontology annotation, cellular component: nucleus. NCBI's taxonomy places the organism in Eukaryota, Metazoa, Chordata, Actinopteri, Cypriniformes, Cyprinidae. Bases 389 to 1432 code for a protein of 347 amino acids. The transcript has 3 exons. Gene Ontology annotation, molecular function: ATP binding; mitogen-activated protein kinase kinase binding; protein kinase activity.
UCGUUCGAAUCGGACAUCAGCUGAAAGUAGAGCUCAGAAAACAGCAUCAGUAGUUCAGUGAGUCAGACAGCCCUCCUCUCGGGCUCAGAUCUACACCGGGAAUAUUUCACACCACACAGCUGCCUCAUACAGUAUCUUUUGGGCUUCAAUUUUGUUCAAAAAGCUUUAACGGACUAAUGCAAAAAAAUAAAACAAAAGCUGAAAAACAAUGGAUAAGCGAAACAGGCAGCAAACCUAUGAUAAAGAAACUUGCGUUUCACAUUCAUUAACGAGUAAGUAGGAAUUUUUUUUUUUUUUUUGCUUUUUGCAGCGCAUGUAUAGUUCCGGGAUAUGCUUGCGUAAAAUCAGACUUACAUCAGUUUCAACUAGCCUACUGUAGUUUGUAAGAAUGAGCGUUCAGUGGCUUCAGAAACCGGUACCGGGAAGACACGGACACAAGCGCUUUGACACAGACGAGCCCGUGAUCAGAUGUCCGCGGCUCAGCGAGUCUUCUGCUGACGUGGGUCUCCUGGGCUCCUCACCGGGAUCCCCGGUAAGCGGAGCACCUCUGAGCCUCACCUCAGCCCACCAGGGUCCCGCUCGUAUCGGCCAGUACCUGCUAGUGCCCUUGACCGACCGACCGGGGGUGCACAGCGCUUUAGACAUGGACACAAACGAGGAACUGCUCUGCAAGGUGUUUGAUAUGGGCCAAUACCAGGAGAAAAUAACAGCCUACAGCAUGCUCUCAAGUCAUAAGAACAUUGCACAGAUAAAAGACAUAGUUCUUGGAGAGAGCAAAGCAUAUGUGUUCCAAGAGAAGGAUUUUGGCGACAUGCACACCUUUGUAAAGAGUAGCAAGAGGAUUCCUGAAGACCUGGCUUCCAAGCUUUUCUACCAGGUGGUAUCUGCAGUGAACCACUGCCACCAGGUUGGCAUCAUUUUGGGGGACCUCAAGCUCCGCAAGUUUGUGUUCUCAGACGAGAAAAGGGCCCAACUGAAAUUAGAGGGUCUGGAGGACUGCCAUAUUCUGCGCGGAGAGGACGACUUGAUGUUUGACACACACGGCUGCCCUGCUUACGUGAGUCCUGAGAUUUUAAACGGUGGAGUGUGUUACUCAGGCAAGCAGGCGGACGCGUGGAGCCUCGGCAUCAUGCUGUACACAAUGCUGGUGGGCCGCUAUCCUUUCCAUGACCCGGACCCCACAACCCUGUUCUCAAAGAUUCGACGGGGCACAUAUUGCCUCCCUGAUGGGCUAUCUUUAAGGGCGCGCUGCCUACUUCGCAGUCUGCUCAGAAAGGACCCGGGCGAAAGACUGACCACAGCGGAGGUCCUCAUUCACCCGUGGUUUAAUGGCAACACACAGGACACAGGAAAUGCAGAACAGGAAGUCAACCUGAGAGAACAGACAGUGCCCCAGAUAGAAAUUGAGCAGGAUGAGGAUUUUUUCUCCUGAGGAAACCAUAUAGAUUGAAUAUGGACCAAAACUGUUCGUGAACUUGGUGUUUUGUUUUUAUCAUUUGGUUUCUUAUAUGGAUUUUGUAAUAGAUUCAGAAGUAUACACUCAGUGAGUAUUCACUCAAAGUACUGUAUCACGUGUGUCAGGUUUUUAAGGCCAGUGUGAAUUCGUUUUGAUGUCUUCUGCUAGUGAAUCAUUCUUGUGCUGUAUGAAGUGAAUGAGACUGGGCAUUAUGGGUCAUGUGAUAACGAGAGAAUGUGAGAAUGUGUGCAUGGUGACUAACCUCGGCCUAUGGGGCAGACCUUUGGCUUCACUUACUGUCAAAAUGAAUUGUCACUAAGUGAAUACUGCAGUACCAAAGGUACUUGUCUCCUUUUAUAAGGAGGAGAAUGAAAACUAAAGGAAUCUGACAUACGCAUACAUAUGGAGGACUAGAAGUGCAGCUUAAAAAUAUAAUAAAUAAACAAUUAUCAGUAUAUUUAAUAAAAAAAAGUAAGAAUUGUAAUAAAAAAUAUAGACAUUUUAACCUAUUUAAUUAAUGUUUAGAAAUUUAGUUAAAUAUAAAAACAAACAGAAAAAUAGUUUUUAAAAUGCAACUGGUUUAAAAAGCUUUUUUUAAAGUGCUCUUACAAAAUAAACAGUGUAAAAAAAAAAAGCACUUUUAAAAAAGCAACUUACCAAUGCUUUAUUAGAUACAAUUUUUAAAAAAGCAUUUAAAGUGAUUUUAAUAUUUAAUAUUAAUACAUAUAAUUAAUGUUUUACUAUAUUUACCAUUUUAAACAUUAAUUAAAUAAACACUGGUAAUUAUGUUUAUAUUUGUGAAUUUUUAAAUGGCAAUUUAGCUGCAUUUUAUUUUUAUUUUUUUUUAAUUAAUAAAUUGAUAAUUGAUUCAUUCAUUUUAAUUUGAGGUUGCACUUCCGAUUACAUGCUAUAAACUGUUUUAAAUCACAGAUACUGUUUGCUAUUCUGACUUAUGCCUCUCAAGAUUUGCCAAACUGUACAGAAAAGCCAUUCAGAAGUUAAAUGUCACAUAUUGACCUUUAACACUCUGUGACAUCUAAGGGGUUACCAUUACAUACAGAUUCUUAAAUGUUCAGGAUGAGCCUCUUACAGACUGAUACAAAGUGUUCAUUUAUUCUGCUGUAUCCUGAUCUCUAUAGUCUUUCUAGACACAGUUCAUUUACUUGAAUCCAAGCAACCUCAUAACAGCAUGAGGCUUCAGUAUGGCAGGCAAGUUCAUACUGCGAGUAAGAUAUAAGAUGACUCAACAGCGGGGCGUUGGUGUAACGAAGAGGAAAGGGCUAUGAACCCAGAAUAGUGUGCUCAGUAUGACUACAAACGCAUAUCUUUACUCUCGCUUUAAAGAAAGGAGAACAGUACUACUGUAAGGGUUGAGCAUCCUAUAAAGGUCUGUUUUCUGCUUGCCCUCUUGCUGGGGAUUUUAUGUUACCUCUAGAUCCAAGAAUAAUGGUGAUACAUGACGUUUAUGAUUUCUGAAAGGCUCUUUAUAAGCAAAGGCUGGAGGGUUUGCAAAAUGUCGUUCUUAUGCAUGCAACACAUGGGGAAAGCUGACACGAGUGCACAGAGUUCAUAUUGCUCUGUGAAUUAUGUAUUUGUGACACAAACCCCAAGGUUUGACCAUGAGGGUUUAACGGUUAAAAUCCAUUGUUCAAAUGAGCAUCUGUAAAUAUGUACAUCUUAAGUGUGUGAACAAAAUUUAAUAAACUCUUUGUUAUUUA